Cooperia oncophora is the source of this 477-nucleotide messenger RNA. Lineage: Eukaryota; Metazoa; Nematoda; Chromadorea; Rhabditida; Trichostrongylidae. The record is from the annotation of a GenBank genome assembly.
AUGGCGCACGCCGAAAGGUUUUUUGUUUAUUUUCACUCCUUUCAGGGAAGGCGCUGGCGCUCAUUGCUGAAAGCGGCAAGUGUUUUUUUCACAAUGCUGCGCUUCGCCGUGCGCCUGACCUCUAGUGUCUGCGUGGCGGUGACCACUUUUGACAUCGUUGGACAUCCGGCCGUCGUCACAGGAGCAUCGAUGUGGCCAACGCUUGAAGGCACUGAUGCACGAUGGUGGUAUAGGGAUUUCGUUUGGCUGUCUCCGUGGGGUAUUCGUAGUCCACGUAUUGGGGACGUUCUCACUUUUAUAUCUCCUCGAGAACCUGAUAUGGUGCACAUCAAGAGGGUGACGGCUGUCGAAGGCGAUAUCGUCAAGCCAAAACAUCGAAAUGAGCUCCUCCUCGUGCCGAAAGGCUGUUGUUGGAUGGAAAGUGAUAAUCCAGUGAAUGCCAACGACAGCAACAUCUAUGGCCCGUAUUUGUUUUGA